AAGUGUAGAUUUUAAUAAUAAGGUGGGAGGAGAGAAAGAGAAAGAGAAAGAGAAGGAAGCAAAAAGAUGGUAUUGGGGUGUUAACAAGGAGAAGCAAUAAGCUGUUGUUGUUAAUAAUGUUCAUCGAGAUGCGAGCCGUUUCCUCCGCUGCGAAGGGAAAGGGGGAGGGAACCUUCUCCGUACUCCUCCGUUUCCUUCUUUUGAUUCUCAUACUUUUCCGCAUAUAAUCUUCUUCUUCUUCUUCUUCUUCUUCUUCUCUGUUUCUUGAUAUGUGCGAUUCGUUGUCGUUUUGGAUGGUUGUGGUGGGGUGUUCUCGGAGUGUGCCCCUGUUGUGAUGCUCGAAUCGGUCGCCGGAUGCAUUCUUGACGACUCCGGAAUCGGUUAACUACUGAGGAUUAUCUAGGGUUUUGCUCGUUCUUGUUCUUCUUGUGGAGUUCUGUGAUUAAAUCUAAAAGUGGAAUUCUUGUUUUUCGUUGUUGUAAAUAGUGUAUGAGAUUUGUGCAAUCAAUCUUAGGGCUUUUUUGGUGGUAGGUGUUGUGGAUUUCCUCCUCCCAUAUAUUUUGUGAUUCUUGGAGGCUUAAAAGGGAAAACAAUAACCAGAGUCAGUGUGCGAGGGCGUAAAAGAGUUUUGAAAACACAUCCGAAUCACCCACCAUUUUUAUUGUGGGGUUUAUCGAUUUUUCACUUGUAUUGAUUUUCUUUUUUGAUUUGUUUUACACUCAAGUAUUUGGGUAAUUCGGGUCUGAGGUUGGAGAUAUUUUGUUUCGUCUAAUUUUGUGAAAAAAAGAGAGUAAGAUACUAAAUUUAGAAGAGGAGGAGGGGGAGGAGGUAUACGAAUCUGAUAGGGUCAUUGUUGUUUUAUGGGAAUAACUGAGAGUUCACCAUUAGAUCUCAUACAGAAAGUUAGGUCUUGGAUUUCUUGGGUAGCAAGUGAACAGCGGUGUUUGUCCAGGAACUUUAACAUGUCUGAUAAGGGUUGCAAGAUGUGUUGUGAGUGCAAAGCAAGUCUUGCUGAGAUUUCUCAUAGAUACCACUGCCAAAGCUGUGGCGGGUGGUUGUGUGGUAAAUGUAUUCGGGGCUAUGAAAUUGUGGUUGAGGAAUCGGAUAGUGUGAAGAGCAAGGCUGAGGGUGGUGGGGGGACUAUCAAGUCCUGCAAGUCUUGUUCUAAUGGUGCGAGGCGUGAAGGUGGGAGGAAGUGUAGUGAGAAAGUACAUCCUUCUGCCUCUCCCCAAGAGAGCCCCCGAGAAAGCCCCGAACCACCAUCCCCUUAUUUUAGUGAAGGAAUCAGUUGUUCCAUGAAUAGCGAAUCGAUUCACAGUGAUCACCUCGCCCACUAUCUUGAAACCAGGGAGUAUGGGUAUUCUCCCCAUGCAAUGACCAGCAGGAGCAUGACCUCUUUUAGUGAUCACCCAUCUCCUGUAUCCGUUCGUCACUCUCCCUGCAGGAGCGAUGAAGAUGAGGCAGAGGAUUCUGGGAAGCAAUUUUUCAGCCCAUCAAGUGAGUACUGUCGUGACAACUCAGAUAUAGAGUCAAGUAGUCUUAGUGCUGGACGUGAUUUUUACAGUUUUAGGUCGGUGGGAUCAAGUCCUUCAGACAGCCCCUCUAGGAUUAAUUUUACUUCUAGAAGAGUUGGGCAUUCUGUACAGCAGGGGCAAGAGGGAAGCCCUAUUUCUCAGAAUGAUGGUCCCUUUAAUCAAGAAGCCAUGGCUGUUUUGAGAAAGCCUGAUUUAGGGUCUGAGGAUCCAGAUAACAAUGAUGAUUGCUCGGAUGACUUGUCAAUUUUUCGAAGCCAGUAUGAGAAGUCUCAAAGGCCAUUGGAUUUUGAAAACAAUGGUCACAUCUGGUUUCCGCCACCGCCUGAUGAUGAAAAUGAUGAGGCGGAGAGUAAUUUCUUUGCAUACGACGAUGAAGAUGAUGAUAUUGGGGAUUCAGGUGCAAUGUUCUCAUCUAGUAGCAGCCUUCCUAGUAUGUUUCCAGCAAAGGAAAAGCAGAACGAGGGUAAUAAGGAACCUCUUAGGGCUGUAGUACAGGGGCAUUUUAGGGCUCUGGUGUCACAGCUCUUACAGGGGGAAGGUAUUAAAGUGGGCAAAGAGAAUGGUGCUGAGGACUGGCUUGACAUUGUUACAUCAAUAGCAUGGCAAGCAGCAAACUUUGUUAAACCAGAUACUAGCAGAGGAGGCAGCAUGGAUCCUGUUGCUUAUGUAAAGGUUAAAUGUAUAGCAUCAGGAAGCCCAAGUGAGAGCACCCUCAUAAAGGGAGUCGUUUGUACCAAAAAUAUAAAGCAUAAGCGCAUGACCUCACAAUACAAAAGUCCUAGGUUACUCCUUUUAGGAGGAGCACUCGAAUAUCAGAAAGUUCCUAACCAGUUAGCAUCAUUUGAUACAUUACUACAGCAGGAAAAUUAUCAUCUCAAGGUGAUUAUUUCAAAGAUUGAGGCUCUGCGACCAAAUGUUCUGUUGGUAGAAAAAAGUGUAUCUUCAUAUGCCCAGGAUCAGCUGCUAGCGAAGGAAAUCUCAUUAGUGCUGAAUGUAAAGAGGUCAUUACUGGAGCGUAUAGCCCGCUGCACUGGUGCUCAUAUUACUCCCUCAGUAGAUAAUAUUUCUACGGCACGGUUGGGACAUUGUGAACUGUUCCGUUUGGAGAGAGUUUCUGAAGAACACGAGUCUACAAAUCAGUUCAACAAAAAACCUUCUAAAACCUUGAUGUUUUUUGAAGGUUGUCCAAGGCGUUUAGGUUGCACGGUCUUGCUGAAGGGCAUAUGUCGUCAAGAACUAAAGAAAGUUAAACACGUUGUUCUAUAUGCAGUGUUUGCAGCCUAUCAUUUAUCUCUUGAGACAUCCUUUCUUGCUGAUGAGGGUGCUAGUCUGCCUAAGAUGACUCUGAAACACUCUAUUUCUGUGCCAGAGAGAACAACGGGUGAUCUUGUUAUUUCUGCAAUCUCCAAUUCUCUUGCUUCAACCUGUUGCCAAGCAGUGGCUGAUGGCUCUGUCCAAGAUGAAGAAGUUGUGGGUUUCAACCUGGAACUUGAAGGAUUGAAAUUAUUGUCUAGGCAUCUUGAUACUGUUCAUCCUUUGUCAACUGGUUCCAUGAACUGUAGGGUUGGAAAUGCACCAGCUAAUGCAUGCUAUGAUGAUUUAGCUUCUAGUGUGGGUUUGGAGUCCUGCUUUUCAGAUCUGUGCAUGGAUUUAAAAGGGCCCACUCCACUUCCUUCUAUUAUCAGAAAUCUUUCCCAACCAGAACCACAGGAAUCUGUGGCCCAAGAGGAGGGGCAAACUGGAGAGAUGAAUGAAUUGAGAAAAUCUGAAAGGGUGGAUGACAAAGAAAUCUCCAGUGAAUACUUUUCAGCCACGGAAACUCAUCAAAGCAUAUUGGUGUCAUUUUCAAGCCAUUGUGUACUGAAAGGAACUGUAUGUGAACGCUCUCGGCUACUGCGCAUAAAGUUCUAUGGCUGUUUUGAUAAGCCUCUGGGGAGAUAUCUUCGUGAUGAUCUGUUUGAUCAGACAUCUUUCUGUCGAUCAUGUAAAGAGCCAGCUGAGGCCCAUGUCGUAUGUUACACCCAUCAGCAGGGAAAUCUUACAAUCAAUGUGAGAUGCCUUCCCUCUUUAAAGCUACCUGGGGAGCAGGAUGGGAAGAUAUGGAUGUGGCACCGAUGUCUAAGGUGUGCCCAUGUAGAUGGAGUUCCACCAGCGACUCGUAGAGUGGUUAUGUCGGAUGCUGCCUGGGGACUUUCUUUUGGAAAGUUCUUGGAACUUAGCUUCUCAAACCAUGCAACUGCUAAUCGUGUUGCCCCUUGUGGUCAUUCAUUGCAAAGGGACUGUCUUCGUUACUAUGGGUUUGGGAGCAUGGUUGCAUUUUUCCGCUAUUCCCCUAUUGAUAUUCUUUCUGUUCAUUUGCCGCCAUCAGUGCUAGACUUCAGUGGCAAUUUGCAACAUGAGUUUACGAGAAAAGAGGCAGUGGAGCUUGUUAGAAAAAUGGAAACCUUGUAUGCGGAGAUAUCUGAUGUACUUGAUAGCCUGGAAGAAAAAUGUAAAUCUUUUAGACAUGAAUGGUCAGACACAAAUGAGUUACAGGACCACAUCAUGGGGCUGAAAGACCUGCUUAAAAAGGAAAGAAAUGAUUACAACGGUUUGCUACAACUGGCCAUUAUGGGGACUUCACAACCAGGCCGGAUGGCUGUUGACAUUCUGGAAUUAAAUCGCUUGAGACGCUCUCUUUUAGUUGGUUCACAUGUUUGGGAUCGGCAGCUUUAUUCAUUGGACUCGCUUCUUAAAAAGAGUUCUAUUGCAAAGACUUCACAAGGGAAUGCAUCUUAUGCCCAGCUGAAAGAGCUGAAAAGUGAUUCAUCUUAUAAGGAUGGCAAUCUUGACUUCGUGCAUGAAGAGAAUAACUCCAAAUCAUCAAAAUUACAGGAACCUCCUGGAAAUGAUUUGCAGUCAGAGAAUGAUAUGCCUAAUUUACCACCCGAUGAACCUUAUAUUGCUGAAGACUCCAUAUUAACCGCUAGUCAUUGUAACAGAGAGGAGGAAAUACAUUCAGAUGGGGAAGUUACUGAAAAUAAGACACUAUCUAAAAGCUUGUCUUCCCAUGUUUCUAAUCUGUCUGAGAGAAUAGAUUCUGCUUGGACAGGUACUAAUCAACUAGUAAUGAAUGCUCAAUCUCUUCAUACAUCACAUGCAGAUGGACUCCAAGCUGGAUGUGACAGGCAGGUUAGUCAAAAUGGCAGUCCUUUUAGAAGGCUUAUGACGCCGAUGAGAGUUAAUUCCUUUGAUUCGGUGUUAAGAUUCCAAGAGAGAAUUCGGAAAGGGUUGCCUCCCUCUUCAUUGCAUUUGUCGACACUUAGAUCUUUCCAUGCUUCUGGAGCUUACAGGAAUAUGGUGAGAGAUCCUGUUUCCAAUAUGACGAGGACUUACUCCCACAUACUGCCACAGGAGAUACAAAAUUUAAAUUUAAUACCUGGUUCCACGACCUCGUUUCUCUCCUCCGCAUCUCAUAUAGCUGAAGGGGCUCGGUUGCUCCUUCCCCAAACUGGCUACAGCGAUAUAGUUAUUGCGGUUUAUGACAAUGAACCUACUAGCAUAAUUUCAUAUGCCCUUAGUUCCAAGGAGUACGUUGACUGGGUGACUAAUAAGUUGAAUGAGCAUGAAGGAAGCUGGAGUCCCCAUGAGAGCAAUAAAGAAGAUUCUGCUGCUUCCACCAUUUCUGCCUGGCAGUCUUUUGGCUCGGUGGAGUUUGAUUAUAUCCACCAUGGUAGUUAUGGAUCUGAAGAUGCUUCGUCAUCUGUGGGUACCCUUUUUAAGGAUCCCAAAAGAUCUCCACAUUUAACAAUUUCUUUUGGGGAUGAGUCAUCGACUGGUGGAAGCAAAUUAAAGUUUUCAGUCACUUGUUACUUUGCCAAGCAGUUUGACUCUCUUAGAAAAAAAUGCUGCCCUAGUGAAGUGGAUUUUGUGCGAUCCUUGAGCCGCUGCCGGAGUUGGAGUGCACAAGGGGGAAAAAGCAAUGUAUAUUUUGCCAAGUCAUUGGAUGAAAGGUUCAUCAUCAAACAAGUUACAAAGAUAGAGUUGGAUUCCUUUGAGGAUUUUGCGCCAGAAUAUUUUAAAUAUUUGACAGAUUCUCUUAGCUCAGGAAGUCCAACUUGUCUUGCCAAAAUUCUUGGUAUUUAUCAGGUCUCUGUUAAACACCUUAAAGGUGGCAAGGAAACAAAAAUGGAUUUGAUGGUGAUGGAGAACCUUUUUUUCAGGAGAAGUAUCUCAAGGGUCUAUGAUCUUAAGGGCUCUUCAAGAUCCCGUUAUAAUCCAGAUACGACAGGGACAAACAAAGUACUGCUGGAUAUGAAUUUGUUGGAAACAUUGCGUACGAAACCCAUAUUUCUUGGAAGUAGGGCAAAGAGAAGCCUAGAAAGAGCUGUCUGGAAUGACACAUCCUUUUUGGCGUCUGUGGAUGUUAUGGACUACUCGCUGCUGGUUGGGGUGGAUGAUGAGCGCAAAGAGCUGGUUUUAGGGAUCAUUGAUUUCAUGAGGCAGUAUACCUGGGAUAAGCAUUUGGAGACAUGGGUGAAGGCAUCUGGGAUACUUGGUGGUCCAAAAAAUGCUUCCCCAACAAUUAUUUCUCCCAAGCAAUACAAGAAAAGAUUCCGGAAGGCAAUGAAUACCUAUUUUCUCACAGUACCUGAUCAAUGGUCUUCAUGAGGUUUCUCUCUUAUUCUUCUUUUUCUUCUUCCUUUUUUUUUUUUUUUUUUUUUUUUAAAAAAAUUUUUAU
This is a messenger RNA of Alnus glutinosa, 6255 nucleotides long. Its product is annotated as putative 1-phosphatidylinositol-3-phosphate 5-kinase FAB1C. Gene Ontology annotation, molecular function: 1-phosphatidylinositol-3-phosphate 5-kinase activity; ATP binding. Gene Ontology annotation, cellular component: endosome membrane. Bases 861 to 6185 code for a protein of 1774 amino acids. The transcript is spliced from 11 exons. Gene Ontology annotation, biological process: phosphatidylinositol phosphate biosynthetic process. NCBI's taxonomy places the organism in Eukaryota, Viridiplantae, Streptophyta, Magnoliopsida, Fagales, Betulaceae. The record is from RefSeq and is a predicted model, not a curated record.